GUGUUGACGCUAUGCCUCGUAAUCUGCACAUCCGCCUUACACCUCUAUCUUCUUACUCGUCGAGAUGGUAUCAAAUUCAGUAGUGCGUUGAGAGAAGGCGCAGGUAGUGCUGUGGCAUUCUCGCUGGCUAUCACUGUGAUAUGGCCAGUCACAGCCCUCCUUGUCUAUCACAUGAGGCUAUUAUUGUUAAACAUCACCACUAUUGAACAAAUUAGAAACCAAGCGCACAAAUCUCUUGUGCCAGGUCCCGCUCCUCCCAACGCAUUUUCAUAUGGCUCAUGGCGACACAACCUCAUGGAAGUGUUGUGCCGACCAGCAGGACUUUCAUGGCUCGAUGCUCAUGCUCCUGUUACGGAAGACAAGCGGCGGAUAAACCCUGGUCUUGAAGAUGCUAGCCCGAGGUGGGAAGAGAUGGACACUAGAAGAACCGUGGAAGAAAUCAUCGCGAUUUAAAAUUGGAAGUAUUCUAUCCCUUUCUGCUCUUGCAAUUCAAAUUUUGAUUUGCGCUGGAGGUGUGCUUCUAUUAAGAGCCUCGUGCAGCGGGGUGUCAUCGUAUACCUUGAGUGUGAGCAAACUAUCAAUGGUACGAAAGGAGGGCGCGGAGGCCCGAAGCUCCAUGCGUGCAAGCUUCCAUUGUGAAAUGUUGGUUGAAUGAACGCGUUUCAAAAUGGAUUCAUGUGGAUUAUGACAGCCUGAGAACGUGGUCGCUGCCAGCAUGUACGUAUACUUAACUCUAACGUUAAGACGGCAGUGUCGUGCGUUGACGCAAUUGAGUCAGCGGAGGCGGCGCCGAUCAGAAGAGCUUGUGAGGAGCGUGUGGAUGGUCGUAGUCCCGCGCGCAUGGUAAGGUACAAGAAUAGCUAAAGGAG
This is a messenger RNA of Suillus subaureus, 869 nucleotides long. RefSeq lists its product as uncharacterized. The record is from RefSeq and is a predicted model, not a curated record. The transcript is spliced from 3 exons. Lineage: Eukaryota; Fungi; Basidiomycota; Agaricomycetes; Boletales; Suillaceae. Bases 172 to 453 code for a protein of 93 amino acids.